AUGAAUGAGGCUGAUGCUUUUGAUUUUAUUACUACACUUGCUCUUACUAGCGCUUGUAAACAGUGCCACACAAAUUUUGAGAGCAUGUGGUCAAACGAAUCCUACAAGCAAGAUCUAAGAGUGGUGAGCUUCCGCCCGUUACUCAAGUAUUGCCCAACUCGACAUUGUGAACAUCAUCGAAACACCAAGAAAGGCUUCAGCACUGACAGUCCGACUCCUUCACUUUUCCCCACACGUAGCGUCUGCACUCACGUUGACACUCACGCUGUAUUCACUUCGACACUCGUUGAGUCCCCUGACUUAAAUGUGAGCACUGACAUGAACACUUGCUUCGACACAGAUUUGGUAGGCACUGGCAUAGUUGCGCUCGCUUUUCAAAACUGCUUUCGGCACUGGCGUCUACCACAUAAGGGGUUUCUGCACUGGCGUCGAUACUUGUGCUGUACUCGCUCUAACACGGUUGAAGGCACUGGCGUCUACCACAUAAGGGGUUUCUGCACUGGCGUCGAUACUUGUGCUGUACUCGCUCGAACACGAUUUAGAGCACUGGCAUGGCAACUCGGUUUCGCAUUAGCUCGCAACUUUGCUUUCAACACUGCUUUAGGCACUGGCGUCUACCACAUAAGGGGUAUCUGCACUGGCGUCGAUACUCGUGCUGUAUUCGCUUCUACACUGGGUGCGAUGCACUUCCUUCAACACUGGAGUGUGGGCACUGACAUGGACACUUGCUUCGACACAGAUUUGGUAGGCACUGGCAUAGUUGCACUCGCUUUUCAAAACUGCUUUGGCACUGGCGUCUACCACUUGAAGGGGUUUCUGCACUGGCGUCGAUACUUGUGCUGUACUGGCUCUAACACGGAUGAAGGCCCCAUGGAGGGCGCAGUCGCUUUCAACACUGGUUUAGGUACUUACAGACAUUCGCUUCGACACAGGUUUAGGCUUUUGGCAUGGCACUUGCUCACACUGGCUCGCAACUGGCUUUCAAUACUGCUUUCGGUACUGGCAUUCGCAAACGGAUGGGUAAUUAAUGAAGCAAAAAAGAGAGAAGGAUAA
Messenger RNA from Mucor mucedo, 1053 nucleotides. RefSeq lists its product as uncharacterized. The coding region runs from base 1 to 1053 and encodes 350 amino acids. The record is from RefSeq and is a predicted model, not a curated record. Lineage: Eukaryota; Fungi; Mucoromycota; Mucoromycetes; Mucorales; Mucoraceae. The transcript is spliced from 7 exons.